CUCAUUAUAGGAUAUAAACUACACAGUAAGUUCAACUUUUCAUUCAGAAAGUUUGACAGCAGCAUACAAAAUGGCUUUCAAAAUUGCUUUUGUUCUACUUUUGGCGCUUUGUUGUAUUCAUGACGUAAUUGGCAAACCUGCAGAAAGCAUUCACAAUGAAAUUGCAUCUCAACGAGAAGAAAAAGCUUGUUUGGAUUUCUUCCUUACAAGGGGUUUGAGUAAUUUGGUUUAUAGAUUCACAAGACGGGUCAAAAUUCGUUUUUUGACGAAUUUCCUUGAGAGACAUUUUGUUUGUGAUAGUACGUUGUAUUCGUCAAGUGAAGAAAAGUCUUCUGAAGAAGUGUCAAAUGAACAUGACAGUGUCGAAAAUAGUAGUGAAUCUGGAGGUGAAGAAGCAACAACUGUUGCAGGAACUGAUGAAGAAGAAGUUACAACAGAAGAUAAUAAAAAUGGAAAUGAAGGUACAACGGAAGCAGGAAAUGGUUCAAAUGAUCAAGACGAUGAAACCACUACCGUUGCAGAAACUGAUACCGAUGAAGUAACAACAGAAGAUAAUAAAAACUCAAAUGAAGAUACCACGGAAGCAGGAAAUGGGUCAAAUGAUCAAGAUGAAGAAACUACAACUGUUUCAAAAACUGAUGAAAAUGAAGUGACAACAGAAGCUAAUAAAAACUCAAAUGAAGACACAACUGAAGCAGGAAAUGGUUUAACAGAUCAAGACGAUGAAACUACAACUGUGGCAGGAUCUGAUACCGAAGAAGUGACAACUGAAGAAAAUGAAAACAAAAAUGAAGAUACAACUGAUGCAGGAAAUGGUUCAACAGAUCAAGAUGAAGAAACUACAACUGUUGCAAAAACUGAUGAAGAAAAAGUGACAACAGAAGAUAAUAAAAACUCAAAUGAAGACACUACUAAAGCAGGAAAUGGUUCAACAGAUCCAGAUCAAGGAGACUCAAAUAAUUCGGAGAAACCUGAAGAUGGUAACCAGGAAACUACAGAAAAACCUGCUGAAAGUACCACUAAACCCGAUGAAACCGAUUAUAAUAACCACGUCACUGGAACUCCCCAAACUGAUGAAGAUAUAUUGAAUAAUUUCCUGGACUUUAUUAAUUCACAGCAAUAAUUAACAACAAUUGUAAUUAAUAAAUAUGUCUUCAUAUUACAAAUUA
This is a messenger RNA of Dalotia coriaria, 1169 nucleotides long. RefSeq lists its product as uncharacterized. Lineage: Eukaryota; Metazoa; Arthropoda; Insecta; Coleoptera; Staphylinidae. The transcript is spliced from 2 exons. The coding region runs from base 71 to 1123 and encodes 350 amino acids. The record is from RefSeq and is a predicted model, not a curated record.